AUGAGUCAAAGGGACACCUUGGUUCAUCUGUUUGCUGGAGGGCUCAACUCGCGCCACGCUCUGUGGGCUCUCUUCCUGGGACGGUUCAACUUCACCUUGACCUACCGGCCUGGCUCCAGGAUUGUGAAGGCCGACGCCUUGUCCCGGCAGUUCGCCCCCCCAGUCGAGGAUUCAACAAAAGAAACCAUGUUGCCAUCUUCCUGUGUCGUGGGAGCAGCUAAAGCAAUCUACUUUGCUGCUUACUCCACGGCCAAAGAGAAACUGAACGGUGUGUUUGAACCCGACUCCACGCAGGUACACAUGGUGUCGGCUGGAAUGGCAGGUUUUACAGCCAUCACAGCCACCAACCCCAUAUGGCUGAUAAAGACUCGUCUGCAGCUGGAUGCGAGGAACCGGGGCGAGCGGAGGAUGAGUGCGUUCGAGUGCAUGCGGCGGGUAUAUCGGACGGACGGCCUGCGGGGUUUCUACAGAGGAAUGUCGGCUUCCUACGCCGGCAUCUCAGAGACUGUGAUCCACUUUGUGAUCUAUGAGAACAUCAAGCGGCGCCUCAUGGAGGCCAAGGCCACGCAGAACAUGGACGAGGAGGAGGAGACGUCCAAAGACGCGUCAGACUUCAUUGGGAUGAUGCUCGCUGCCGCCACCUCCAAAACCUGCGCCACAACUUUAGCUUAUCCUCAUGAAGUGAUCCGCACCCGCCUACGGGAGGAGGGCACCAAGUAUAACUCCUUCUUCCAGACUUUAAGAACAGUGCCCAGAGAGGAGGGGUACCGCGCGCUGUACCGCGGCCUCACCACCCACCUGGUGCGACAGAUCCCCAACACGGCCAUCGUCAUCUCCACCUACGAGCUGGUGGUCUACCUCCUGAACGGUUAAAGCCUCCCCCCCUCCCAUACCUAGUACUCAUAUGUAACCCUGCCCCUGAUCGGAGACGAGAGCUGACUGCACCCCCGCCUGAAGAGGACAGAGAUGGUGAUCUUUACCACUGACACAGGGCGGGGGGGGGUCAAAAUACGUUUUCUAACCAAAGGGUCUGUCUCGAGGAGGAGGAUCCAGGCGGUCCUCAUUGGUUCGGGGGUUUAUCUAAAGAAACGGUUGUCCAAUUGUUUUAUUUUGAUUCCAUUCUGUUCUCCCUUCAGUCGUGCUUCUGGAAGACAGCUUGUUCUGCUUCUAACAAUACUAAUAAUAUAAAAAGAAGUAAUUCCAAUCCUUACUACCUAGCGGAUUUAACACCACCCCUUCUAGCAGCAAUUCAGUUCUUUUAAACAUUAGUAUUGUGUAGUGUUCCCCUGCGGUCAUCAGAGAGUAGAAGACUGGAGACUGAGUUAAAGUACCUGACAGGUGGCUCUCAAGUUAGCGAAGGAGAAACCUGUGCCUAAGGCUUGAUAAAGAGCGGGAGACGUGCCUUGUGUGAAGAUUUGAUAGAGUCGUACACUGGUUCUGUGAUUACAGGUCGUCAGCAUCUGAAAUAAUCUCAUACUCCCGCCUCAUAACGCAGGAGUCGACGUGCAUUUACAGCUCUACACAAAAUAGCUUCAUCUUGAUAUUUUUUGCAAUGAAAGUCCAAAAAUGACGUCUCAAAUUCAGCAUGUUUGUGUUAUCCCGGUGUAGAAGAAGAGGAACGUCUAAUGUUAAAUGGAGGGGCAAAAGUCCCCAAAUUCAACUACUGAAAUCAGACAUGAGGAUGAGCUUCAUUAAAGCCAAGGAAGUAAAACAAUCCGUGUAUCUACCGUCCAAUUAUUUUUCUUUAUUAAACACGUAAACGGAAGAGCGUCUGAGAGGCGUUUUUGCUUUUUACCUUACUAAAUGGUCCUUGGAGCGAGGGGCGGGGCGAGACUCACGGAAGGAUACUGUAGUGAUUAAAAGUGUGAUUUUA
This is a messenger RNA of Notothenia coriiceps (black rockcod), 1873 nucleotides long. RefSeq names its product solute carrier family 25 member 36-A-like. Gene Ontology annotation, cellular component: mitochondrion. Gene Ontology annotation, molecular function: pyrimidine nucleotide transmembrane transporter activity. The record is from RefSeq and is a predicted model, not a curated record. Gene Ontology annotation, biological process: pyrimidine nucleotide import into mitochondrion. Lineage: Eukaryota; Metazoa; Chordata; Actinopteri; Perciformes; Nototheniidae. The coding region runs from base 1 to 873 and encodes 290 amino acids. The transcript has 6 exons.